CAAGCCUCCUGUCCCUUCCUGCAUAGUCCGUGAGCUGCCGGCGCUACAGCGGGACAUCCUGCUUCUUGUAACCGUGUUCCCUUCUCUCUCUCUCCCGCUCCCUUUGUUUCUCAUUAUGUGUCACAUCGUUCCCAUCUGACGUCACUCGCACCGUCCCAUUAUCCCUGUACGAUCCCUGUUCCCUGUGCAUCCAUGUUUUCUUAAAACUUUGACGCAAUCGUUAAGGAAGAAGAGGAAAAGAGCCGUCCGCCUUGGUACGAGCAGCUGUCACCCCGGCAUUGGGAGCCCGGCACUGCCACCUGAAUGGAUGGGCAUGGGGAAAAGGGCCGGACUCUCUUACCCCGGGGCUGAGCGGCUGCCCCCGCCUGUCGCAGCCCUGCACCUCCCCGUACUGCUGCUGCUGCUGCUGGCUCUUUGGGGGGACACAGCAUAUUGCCAACAGCAAACUCAGUGUCGCAUCCAAAAGUGCACAACAGACUUUGUUUCUCUUACUUCACAUCUGAAUACUGGCAGUGACGGUUUCGAUUCGGAAUUUUGUAAGGCCUUGAGGGCAUAUGCAGCCUGCACGCAGAGAACUUCCAAAGCAUGUCGUGGAAACUUAGUUUACCACUCUGCUGUGUUAGGUAUCAGUGACCUCAUGAGUCAAAGAAAUUGUUCAAAGGAUGGUCCCACCUCAUCAACAAACCCUGAAUUUACUAUGGACGCUUGCAACUACCAUAACAGGGCGACGGAAAGGAUACUACGAUCAGGGGAUCAAACUCAGCCCAAUUAUCUGUUCUGUGGCUUGUUUGGAGAUCCACAUCUGAGAACUUUCCAAGAUCAUUUUCAGACUUGCAAGGUGGAAGGUGCUUGGCCGCUAAUAGACAACAACUAUUUGUCAGUGCAAGUGACCAAUGUGCCAGUGGUUCCUGGGUCUAGCGCUACUGCAACUAACAAGAUAACUAUAAUAUUUAAAUCAUUUCAAGACUGUACAGACCAGAAAGUGUAUCAAGCCGUGACAGACGACCUGCCUGCAGCAUUUGUGGAUGGCACAACUAGCGGUGGUGAUAGUGAUUCCAAGUCCUUAAGAAUUAUAGAGCGAGUUGGGGGAAAGCAUGUUGAAAUGCAUGCCAGAUACAUUGGCACCACAGUGAUUGUGCGCCAGCUUGGAAAUUAUUUAACCCUAGCAAUUCGCAUGCCCGAAGAGUUGGCAAUGGCAUAUGAGGAAAGCCAAGACUUACAACUGUGUGUUAAUGGAUGUCCAACAAGUGAACGUAUUGAUGAGGGGGGACAUCUGCGAUUACCUGUAACUGUUAGCAGCACACACGACGGGUCCACUGUUCAAACCGCCUCGCUGUACACACUGGAAAGCGCAAAUGAGAAAUGUCAUGAAAAGAUCCAGGUCAAGCACAUCUAUUUUCACUCCUGUGUUUUUGACUUGCUCACCACUGGGGAUGCAAACUUUACAGCAGCUGCUUUCAGUGCUUGGGAGGACGUGGAGACAUUACACCCCAGGAAGGAACGCUGGCAAAUCUUCCCGAACAAGGCCGGUUGCGCCAACACACACGCUUUGCCUGCUCUUGUGUUUGGCCUUGCAGGCUUGCUGUCGCUUUUUUUGUAGGAAUUUUCAUGUCUUUAAACAAAAUGUAAAAUAUAUAUUGUUAUAAUAUAUUGAGCGAAAGAUAGGAUCUUAUAUGUAUAUACCGUGUAUAUGAAGGGAGGUUUGUCUUGGGAUACCCAUGAGACUGUAUAUAUUGUUUGUUUCUAUUUACCUUGGAUGUAGUAUUACUUUUUUUACUUUUUCGGUUUUUGAGAUGUUCUAUGUUCCUUUAUUGGGACUUAUUAGAAAGCACUUUAUUUUUUAUAAAAUAUUUAUGUGUGUAUACAGUUUAAAAAAACAAAAAAAAA
Molecule: messenger RNA, 1887 nt
Organism: Xenopus tropicalis (tropical clawed frog)
Lineage: Eukaryota; Metazoa; Chordata; Amphibia; Anura; Pipidae
Gene: rgmb
Product: repulsive guidance molecule BMP co-receptor b
Exons: 3
Coding region: 308-1600 (430 amino acids)
Cellular component (GO): plasma membrane
Source: RefSeq, marked provisional